Saccoglossus kowalevskii is the source of this 796-nucleotide messenger RNA. RefSeq names its product transmembrane protein 229A-like. The record is from RefSeq and is a predicted model, not a curated record. Lineage: Eukaryota; Metazoa; Hemichordata; Enteropneusta; Harrimaniidae.
CUCUUAGUGCUGUGUUCGAAAUAUGACUGUGUAGUUUUAUUCGAAUGCAGUGAAUUUUCACAUUUUGCUGCUGCGAAAACUUAAGACGACCAUAGGCAGUUUAUUCGUUCACCCAGACUCUCGUCAGACGUGUUUCUGAGAACAGUCUAGAGUGCAACAAUAUUCAAUAGUAAGUUGACUCCGGGGUUGACUGCGCAACUGUGAUCUUGAAUAUUCGCCUGCCAUGGGGUUCAGACCGACGUACAGAAAACCAGCAGUGAUCGGUAGACCGCUGGCAUGGUACGCCAGAUUCUUCUUUUACGGACUUCACGGAUUCUUUGACGAGAUUGCUUUCACGGCCGUGUACGACUUCGUCUUUCUGAAGCCCGAUGUUAAGUUAAUAGGGUACACUUCCCUCUACACGUUUGUUAUCUACGGUUUGUUCAGCAUGAUAGCCGAGCGACUGUAUAUUAACAUGUGGUAUAAACACCGUGUUUCAAUUGUGAUACGAAUGAUUUCAUACUUGGCGAUUGGCUACACAUGGGAGUUCUGCUGGGGCCUGAUAUUGCGCCAGUUCGAUGCAUGUUCCUGGGAUUACUCCGACAUACCACUGAAUGUGAUGGGACUGAUUACUUUUUCAUAUGCUCCUUUCUGGCUACUACUGAGUGCAUACCAAGAAUGGGUUUUCGAGUUUAUUUUCAAAUUGCGUGUCAUCCUCCCAUCGGUACCGUUAUCUGUAAGAGAGAAGUUGCUGCUAUUUCGAGUUGGAAACGAACCAAUGGCAGAAGAUGAUAUAAUUAAGGAUCAUGAUGACUGA